CCUCGCUCGAGAUAAAUAAUUGGGGCGGCCGAGCGGCCCCAACUUUCCCAAUUGCUGGGAGAAGCAGCCGCAGCCGUCCCCCGUCAACCUGCAGCGAGACCGGCCGUCGCUCCGGCGCCCUGGGAAACCCUCUAGAAAAACCCACAAGGUCCUGCUAGCAAGUCAUGAUGGUUGAAUCCGCCUCAGAGACGAUACGCUCCACUCCCUCCGGCCAGAACGGGGUCAGCAGCCUCACCAACCAGCCCGAUGGCGGCGGGGGCGGCGGGGGGAGAGAAGGAGCCGCCAGCGGGGAGGCCAACGGAGAGAUGAGCCCGGUGGAGCUCCUGCACUUCCAGCAGCAGCAGGCUCUCCAGGUGGCACGCCAGUUCCUGCUGCAGCAGGCCACGGGGCUGAGCUCCCCCAGCAGCAAUGAGGGCAAGCAGCCGGCGGUGCAGGUCCCCGUGUCCGUGGCCAUGAUGUCCCCGCAGAUGAUCACCCCGCAGCAGAUGCAGCAGAUCCUCUCCCCGCCCCAGCUCCAGGCCCUCCUGCAGCAGCAGCAGGCGAUAAUGCUGCAGCAGUUGCAGGAAUACUACAAGAAGCAACAGGAGCAGCUUCACCUGCAGCUAUUGACACAACAGCAAGCUGGAAAGCAGCAGCCCAAAGAGCAGCCGUUAGGGAAUAAGCAGCUGGCGUUCCAGCAGCAGCUCCUGCAGAUGCAGCAGCUCCAGCAGCAGCACCUGUUAAACCUGCAGCGCCAGGGGCUGGUGAGCCUCCCGCCCGGCCAGGGCACCGUGCCCCUGCAGACCCUUCCCCAAGCCGUGUGCCCCUCGGACCUCCAGCAGCUCUGGAAGGAGGUCACGGCCGCCCAGCCCGUCGAGGACAGCAUUAAACAAGAGGGGCUCGACCUCACCACCAACACCUCCAACUCUACCUCGUUUUCGGCCGCCAAGGUCUCGCCUCCCAUUUCCCACCACCCUCUGCCCAAUGGGCAGAGCACCAUGCACACGCCGAGAAGGGACAGCUCUUCCCACGAAGAGACCCCCGGCUCUCACCCGCUCUACGGCCACGGAGAGUGCAAGUGGCCUGGCUGCGAAACCCUCUGUGAGGACUUGGGACAGUUUGUCAAACACCUCAACACAGAACACGCACUCGAUGACCGGAGCACGGCCCAGUGUCGAGUUCAGAUGCAAGUGGUACAGCAGCUGGAAAUCCAGCUGGCGAAGGAGAGCGAGCGCCUCCAAGCAAUGAUGGCUCACCUUCACAUGAGACCUUCAGAGCCAAAGCCUUUCAGCCAACCUCUGAACCUGGUCUCGAGUGCCACCCUCUCCAAGAGCACUUCGGACACGUUCCCCGACGGUUUACCUCAUCCCCCCACCUCCGCCACGGCGCCCAUCACCCCGCUGCGGCAGGGCCCCUCCGUCAUCAGCUCUUCCACUUUACACAACGUGGGGCCCAUCCGCAGGAGGAACUCGGAGAAGUUCUGCACCCCGAUAUCCUCAGAGCUUGCACAGAAUCACGAGUUUUACAAAAACGCCGACGUCCGGCCGCCCUUCACGUACGCCUCGCUCAUCCGGCAGGCCAUCCUGGAGACCCCCGACAGGCAGCUAACGUUGAACGAAAUCUACAACUGGUUCACGCGGAUGUUCGCCUACUUCAGGAGGAACACGGCCACCUGGAAGAACGCCGUCCGCCACAACCUGAGCCUGCACAAGUGCUUCGUGCGCGUGGAGAACGUCAAGGGAGCCGUCUGGACCGUCGACGAGCACGAGUACCAAAAGCGAAGGCCACCAAAGAUGACGGGGAGUCCGACUUUAGUCAAAAACAUGAUUUCGGGACUCGGUUACGGAGCACUUAAUGCAAGUUACCAGGCAGCGCUGGCGGAGAGCAGCUUCCCUCUGCUGAACAGCCCCACCAUGAUCAACACCAGCUCCGCCAGCGGGAUGCUGCACGUGGGCCACGACGACGUGAGCAGCACGGUGGAGCAGGUCAACAGCAACGGCAGCAACAGCCCGCGCCUGUCCCCGCAGCAGUACAGCAGCCACCCAGUGCACGUGAAGGAAGAACCAGCCGAGGCCGAGGACGACAGCAGGCCCGUCUCGCUCCUGGCCACCACCAACCAGAAUGUGACGAUCGCCGACGACAGGGACCUGGAGGAGGAGCUGCCGGUGGAAGACUUGUCCUAAGGACCCCUUCCUCCCGCCCGAGGGGCGAGCGCGUCCCCACCCUGUCCCUCCUGGAGACACAAAGCCACGGCUCCCACCUCCCCAAGGUGACCUCCGGCGCCGACCCGUUUCUUCAAGGCACUUCCACAAAGCAAAAGGGUUUCCAAAAGGGUUUCCUCGGGGCAAGCUGUCGCUGCCGGCGCGUCCCUCCUGGCUGACAGGUCCCCGGCGCGGGGGACACGCAGCGAAAAUGAGAAACAAAAGACCCCGGAGUUGAACUUUGUCUCCCUUCCUCCCUUGGUUAGUAACUGGCGAACGAGGAUGGUAGGUUGUUUCUGUCCGAAAUUGUCCCCCCUUCCCUGCCCACGCUCCGAGGAAGGCUCCUCCAUCCCCUGGCCCCGUGGCGCGUGGCGGGGGCCGACACGACGCAGCUCCAGGACGUCCCCUGCGCACCCCGUGUGCCACCCUCUGCCAUCAAGCACCCCAAGGAGGCCAGAGCCCGCUUUUGAGCCCCGUUCCCCGGCGGGUUUUGCACUAGGAGGACCUGGGGACCUUCCCCCUCUAUCCAGCUUUGGGGGAAGAAUCCGCAGCAAUGGGGCCGAGCCCUCUGACGCAGCUUUGCGCCGCCAUCCUGCGCCUUGCGUUGGGCAAGGACGAGGAGCAGCGUCGGUGGGACCCUGCGUGUGCCUCCCGGCUCGUGGCACCCCAUGGUCACCACUGCCAGGUCCCCAACCCCUGCGUGCCGUCCUCCCCGAGCGCUCCGGUCCCCAGCACCACCAGGGGCCGGUGGCAUCCCGAUGGUGACAACUGUCCCUGGCCAGGCAGCAAGGACAAAUCUCCGGCUCCUCCU
Messenger RNA from Oxyura jamaicensis (ruddy duck), 2991 nucleotides. RefSeq names its product forkhead box P4 (gene FOXP4). Gene Ontology annotation, biological process: regulation of transcription by RNA polymerase II. Gene Ontology annotation, molecular function: DNA-binding transcription repressor activity, RNA polymerase II-specific; RNA polymerase II cis-regulatory region sequence-specific DNA binding. The transcript is spliced from 17 exons. The record is from RefSeq and is a predicted model, not a curated record. Bases 165 to 2162 code for a protein of 665 amino acids. Gene Ontology annotation, cellular component: nucleus. Lineage: Eukaryota; Metazoa; Chordata; Aves; Anseriformes; Anatidae.